GGAGGGCGGUGGGCUGCAUUCUUAGGACUGUAGUUUUUUGCCGAGUGUCAUCAGCGGAGGGGUGUCAAACAGGAUCAGCUGCUUUCUCAGGACCAGCGCGGCACGCUGGGAAGGACCCUUGACAUCUUGACCACAGCUCAAGGCCGGCCUUGCCUUCGCAGGCGUCGCCACGCAACGUGGCCUUCAACGUAGGAAACUGUUUGGUGUAUCAUAGCACAGGAACGACGCUAUGUGCUGACCAUGGUGGUUGAAGGCGAUCCGCACAGUAACGAGUUGGCCGGGGAGGCUGAGAAGUGAAAGCGCAGGCAGGCAUCAGACUCGGCGGGGGUGAUUGGCAAAGAGGUGGUGGCGGUACCCAAAAAAAAGAUGAGCGAGCUAGUUUUGACUGAGACGGAUGACCACGGAGACGGAAAUGGAGUUGAAGCUGUGAGGACACUCUUCGUCUCCGGCUUGCCACAGGACGUCAAGGAUCGAGAACUCUACGUACUCUUUCGGCCGUAUGACGGAUACGAGAGCUCCCAGAUUCGAGUGCCUUCGCGGUCUCCACACCCUGUUGGUUUUGCAGUGUUUGUCGAUCAGGCAACAGCGGUGGUGGCCAGGGAUGGUCUGAAUGGUACCAUUUUCGAUCCUAGCAAUCCAUCCGUGAAGCUCAGAGUUGAGUUGGCAAAAACCAACUCGAAACCGAAACGAGCGCGGCCAGAGGAAGAUCCGGCUGACAGAUUUGACAGGAAAUACAGAGGCCCUCCAGCAAACACAGCUGUGCAGAGGCAGCUGGGCGAAUCAGUACCAAUGUACAUGCCAGCAUGGGCAACACUUGGCCGGAGGUGGCGAUGAUUUGUCUGAAGAAAGUGGGCAGUGAGUUCAGCGCGAUGUCAUUGUAAGGGGAAGGUGAAUGUGAUGAGCUGG
Molecule: messenger RNA, 906 nt
Organism: Chara braunii
Lineage: Eukaryota; Viridiplantae; Streptophyta; Charophyceae; Charales; Characeae
Source: the annotation of a GenBank genome assembly